GAGUGUACGUCACAAUGGUUGUAGAAUUAAAAAUUUGCGCUUUAUAUAAGCGAUGUAGAAGACUGGAUGAGGACUGUCUCUAUUCUCGAGAGCAAAAAGUGCUCCAAGUUCUUCUUAUAAACGAGUUAAAAACAAGUGAAAUGGAAGAAGACACAACAGAUUUUCCUUGUCCAAGUGAUGUAGAGGUGGCACUCGAGGUUUUGUUUCAAGACUUUCCCGGAGUUUUCGAAAUUCCAGGUUUUCCUCCUUGUGCACUGCAGAGUCAAGUUCAAGCACUGGUAAAAGACAAUAGCAAGGUGGAACCUGAACUUCGGCACUUGAUAUUGUUUAACGCCGUUCGUUCCUUUCACGUGGUCGUCGGCGGUGUGGUAGAUAGCGUUAUCGUAAGAGAGAAGGACUUCCGAGAAUACGUCGAAGGUUUAGUUGACAAGCAAAAUGAGUUGGAAACGAGAGCAAUCCACUAUUUUAUCGAUAGGAUACUCAAAGUCUAUCGGGGCAAGUUUCUAGAAGAGUGGAAUCUUGAACAGCAUUUUGGAAAGGAGGCACUAGAGUUUUUACCAUACUGGGUCCGAGUGGGAGUUUGUGUUCGACGUGAUAACAAGAGUUAUUGGCUAUCUCUCCCCAACGUCGGUAGGUUUUUGAAACAUUGUCUUCAAGGAAGGAAGGAAAUUCUUCUCAUGUUGAAACGAACUCGGUUCCAUGAGAUAGCAGUCAAAACUUUAGAGAAACGAAAGUUAAAACGUUCCAGUUUUCCACCAAAGUUCCAUCUUCGAGAGUUGAUUGGCGGUGGUCAAGUCGAGCAAAUAGAAAGUCCAGCGGGCACGAUGAUUCGUUUGGAAUAAAGUUGAAGUUAGCAUAUCUUCCU
Messenger RNA from Galdieria sulphuraria, 865 nucleotides. RefSeq names its product serine/threonine kinase 19. Lineage: Eukaryota; Rhodophyta; Bangiophyceae; Galdieriales; Galdieriaceae. The transcript has 3 exons. Gene Ontology annotation, molecular function: protein serine/threonine kinase activity. Gene Ontology annotation, biological process: protein phosphorylation. The coding region runs from base 15 to 842 and encodes 275 amino acids. The record is from RefSeq and is a predicted model, not a curated record.